Molecule: messenger RNA, 2132 nt
Organism: Oncorhynchus tshawytscha (Chinook salmon)
Lineage: Eukaryota; Metazoa; Chordata; Actinopteri; Salmoniformes; Salmonidae
Product: nucleolar protein 9-like
Exons: 3
Coding region: 85-549 (154 amino acids)
Biological process (GO): endonucleolytic cleavage in ITS1 to separate SSU-rRNA from 5.8S rRNA and LSU-rRNA from tricistronic rRNA transcript (SSU-rRNA, 5.8S rRNA, LSU-rRNA); endonucleolytic cleavage to generate mature 5'-end of SSU-rRNA from (SSU-rRNA, 5.8S rRNA, LSU-rRNA); ribosomal small subunit export from nucleus
Cellular component (GO): 90S preribosome; preribosome, small subunit precursor; nucleolus
Molecular function (GO): RNA binding
Source: RefSeq, a predicted model, not a curated record
CGCCAGCAGCUGCUCCCAUUGACUAGCCCUGGCCUGGUGGACGGAGUGCUGACGGAGAUCAAAGGGCAGGCCGCCCUGGUUGCCAUGGAUGUGACUGGAAGUGUCAUCCGCCAGCAGCUGCUCCCAUUGACUAGCCCUGGCCUAGUGGACGGAGUGCUGACGGAGAUCAAAGGGCAGGCCGCCCUGGUUGCCAUGGAUGUGACUGGAAGUGUCAUCCGCCAGCAGCUGCUCCCAUUGACUAGCCCUGGCCUGGUGGACGGAGUGCUGACGGAGAUCAAAGGGCAGGCCGCCAUGGUUGCCAUGGAUGUGACUGGAAGUGUCAUCCGCCAGCAGCUGCUCCCAUUGACUAGCCCUGGCCUGGUGGGGGAGGUGCUGGCCGAGCUCGGCGGAGAAUCCGGGUUGGAGUUCAAGACAAUGUCAUGUGAAAAAUGUGGGGGUCACGUCGUGGAGAGGGCCCUCAGACAGAUGCCCAGAUGGAGAGAAAAGAGCUCAUCGGAGGAGAAGUCAGCCACCACAGAAGGAGAUACAGAGACAGAAGGGGAGGAUUAGGGGAUACUGGAGGCCCAGGUUCUGUCACUGUGUCGCGUGGUGUAAAGGACAGGAAUGUCACCACUCAGCUGACAUAUGUCAUUUUGGUGGGAACUGAAAACCCUGUCUACCUCAUUGAUGAACAAUGGCAAGGAUUCUGUCAUCAAGCAACAAUAUAUUGAACUAAGCUCCACAUUGCACUUCAUAGUACAUCUUCAUAGUAGAUAUUCAUAGUACAUACUAUUGGAGACAUUUUGUCACAGUGGCAUUACAUGACCUAUCUCUCCGUCAGUGUGUGUGACCGAUGCUGUGGCUAGUACAGUGCUCCAGCCCAUGUUGACAGUGUGUCACAGAAACCGGCCCAAGCUCUGCAAACCUCUCACCAAAGGCAUUGUGAAGUACCUGACAUCACUCAGCUUUGCUCCUGGAGUUAGGUGAUUAGAGGAAGUCUACAUGCUGGACAAAGACCAUUUCCCUGUUCGUUCAAAGUGUGGCAAGGACUUCACAAGAAAAUAUGAGCUUGUUGCACAUUAAACGAUAUACAUUGAAGACAGACCGUUUCAGUGCUGUAAAUGAGAGAGAACUUUCUGUCGCAUCUAACAUCACACACGAGAACUUGCCACUGAGAGAAGCCACACAAAUGUACCCUAUGCGAGAAGAUGUUCAGCUGCCUCAAUAUUUUGAAAUACCAUCACAGAGCUGACAUAGGUGAGCAACCUUACCCUUGUGUCCAGUGUGAGAAGAGGUUAAGCUGCUCUGGCGAUCUGUCGAAACACCUCCGUAUCCACACCGAGGAGAAAUACAAGUGUUCCAUAUGCGAGAAGAAUUUCCAACACUCGACCACUCUGAAAGGCCAUCAGAAAACCCACUCAGAGGACAGACCCUUCUCUUGUGUGCAGUGUAGAAAGACCUUCAGCAGGUUUGAAAGCCCCAAAUGUCAUGAGAAAAUUCAUACUAACCAGAGAUUACAGCUUUGGUCACUGUAGGAUGGGUGUUAAAACUCCUAGUAAUCCAAAAUCACAUCACUCACCACGAGGGACCAUUUCACUGUGGUGAGUGUCGCAAGAUCUUCACUAGAAAUUACACUUUCAAGAAACACCUCUACUCUGGUGCUGAAGAGUACAAAUGCUCAUAUUGCGUGAAAACACUAAGCUCUUCCAGGAAAUUCAAACUCCAUGUCCGAAAUCACCAGGGGGAAAGAAAGAUAUACGAUUGCCCCGACUGUGAGAAGAGUUUCAGUUCAGUAGCGUAUUUAAAGAAGGACCAACAGCUCCACACUGGGGAGAAGCCCUGAAGAGUCCUUCUUCUACCUAGGGCAGCUGGUGAGUCACCAGCUGGACCACACCGGAGAAGGGGCACACGUCUGUACCCAGUGUGGGAAGACCUUUGCCCAGCUUAUUCACCUCAGAAGGCAUGAGAAGAUCCACUCUGGGGAGAAGCCACACCAGUGUGGUGUAUGUGGUAAGGGUUUAGGCAGGAGAGAUCAUCUGAAAAGCCAUCUGCAAACUCAUGUAGAAAAAGAGGGAUCGUUUGUCACAAGAUGUGAUUGAAUACUGUUAAGUUUUUGUUUUUGUCAACCAGUGUUUCCCGAAAAUAUGAUUGAU